CGCAAUUGAAUGUGGAUAUAAAAGUCUUAACAAAAAUGCAGCGAAGCUAGUUAUUUUUUGAAAAUGAAAUCGGAAGGAAUUAAAGUAUCUUUCAUCGCGAAAUUUUUGUUAAUCUCUAUUUAUUUAUUUAUUUAUUUCCAAUGCGCAUUCACUCAGGACCGGGAAGAAGAAAACAAUGAAUUUAUCGUUGGCGGCAUAGCUGCACGUAGCCCAAUCCCAUACCAAGUAUCCUUACAAAACUUAGCACCAAAUCGCUGGGAUCAUUUCUGUGGAGGAUCUAUUAUCACUCAGUUCCAUAUUGUAACCGCUGCCCAUUGCCUUCCUGGAAAGCAUCCAUCUCAGAUAUCAGUCGUAGUUGGAACCCUAAGAAGAUCAUCUGGUGGAAUCCGCCAUCAUGUUGAACGGAUACGACUGCAUCCGCAAUACGUAGAAUUUGUCCAAAACGAUAUUGCAAUGAUCAAAGUAAUAAUUCCAUUUACAUGGAGUAACCACAUACGUCCUAUACAAUUUCGUAGUGGUGCCUAUGUACCUGGGGGUGUUCCGUGUCGGUUGUCAGGUUGGGGAUUUGUAAACCAAAACUUACCCUUGCCUGAAAUUCUUCAGACCCUCAAUUUAAGGACAGUAUCAGACCAGCAAUGCAGAAGAAGCUUUUUGAUUGGACCAACCCAUGUUUGUGCGGAUGCCGGACUAUACCGAGGAGCUUGCUAUGCUGACUCAGGAGGCCCACUUGUGAGCUGGGAUCGAUCACUUCUUAUCGGGAUAGUUUCAUUUGGUCACCGAACCUGUGGAACGGGCAGUCCAGAUGUUUAUACCCGUGUUUCCUCAUUGGUGGGAUGGAUAGAAAAUGAAAUUCGAUUCUAGAAUUACGAGACUAUGAAGAAAUUAAUAAUAUUAACUCCGAUCAAAUAUUAAGCAACGUUGUGCCUUGGA
Molecule: messenger RNA, 930 nt
Organism: Hermetia illucens (black soldier fly)
Lineage: Eukaryota; Metazoa; Arthropoda; Insecta; Diptera; Stratiomyidae
Product: chymotrypsin-2-like
Exons: 3
Coding region: 64-861 (265 amino acids)
Biological process (GO): proteolysis
Molecular function (GO): serine-type endopeptidase activity
Source: RefSeq, a predicted model, not a curated record